Molecule: messenger RNA, 750 nt
Organism: Colletotrichum karsti
Lineage: Eukaryota; Fungi; Ascomycota; Sordariomycetes; Glomerellales; Glomerellaceae
Exons: 2
Coding region: 1-750 (249 amino acids)
Source: RefSeq, a predicted model, not a curated record
AUGUCUCCCACGGCCAAGCGUGUCAGCGUAAUCGCCACCAUCCCCAACGCCUCUAGCUUGACGGGAAUCGCAGAGUUAGAGAAGGAUAUAUUCCAUGUUACCGUUGCGAAUGUCACCGGCACACAGCCCACGGCUCUCGGGACAAAUGCUGUCUGGCGCGUUGAUCUGCGAGGCCUCGGGGUCGCUGUCAACGGCACCGUGACUAAUCCCGCGAAGACAUCGCUAGUUGCCAAGAUCCCGACUGCCGGGCUGUUGAACGGCAUGACCCCACUCGGACGCGUCCUUUCCCUCGACGUCGAGACCAAGGCUUACGAGACGGUCAUCGAGGAUGAGACCACCGCCGGCCGUCCCGAACGACUUGUCGCGGUCAAUGGCAUCCGCACACACGGCAAUGACCUCUUCUACGUCAACCAGGUCCGUAACCUGUUCUUCAAAGUCCCAAUUUCGAUGUCUACUGGACGUCCCGUUGGACCGGCUGAAGUGCUAGCCAACGGCACGGUACCGUUUGCCGACGACUUUGCUCUGUCUCAAGACGCGAAGCGAGCUUGGAUUGCCUUGAACUCCCAGAACGUGAUUGUCGAGGUGGAUGUUGCUGCUCGUACGAGUACUGUCAUUGUCAACUCCACCACAUUGGGAGAGGGUUCUUCAGUGGCUGUGACGGGUGGCCCGGGAUCAAGAAGCUUGUACGUCACAGGUUCUACGGUGGUUGGCAGUGCAUCUGUUGGUGCAGUUUUCAGGCUUGACGGCUAG